AUGGUUGCUGAACUUGGCCAAUAUGUUCAUGCAAUUGGGACAGAUUCCAAAAAUUCAAUGGAACCCCAAAGUAUCAAAGCAAUUGACAUUGAACCUACAAAGGGACAACGUACUGGGCACCAAGUGAUCAACCUUAAUACUAAGAAGAUGAUUUCCCGACCCAGGGUUGUUGUACUACCCGUUACCGACCAAGUAAUCCAGCGUGUUGAAGCUUGGGCUACUGCAAAAGGUGUUACUUCCAUGAAGUUCUUUGAGAUUUGGAGACAUUUCAAGAUGGCGAUCAAAUUGCAGGAAGAAGAGCUCUUGGCAGAUGCAGACAAUGAUGUCAAUGAUAUGCCAGAACUCACUUUCAGAUUCCAAGGAGAUGAUGACUAUGAAUCAGAUGACGACGAUUUGGGUGAUGAAGGCAAUGAAGAGGAAGAACCUAUUGUGGCCGAUUUGGAGGAACCAAUGAUAUUGGGAGCCACAUUACUGAUCUGGAAGACCUACAAGAACCGCCAGAAGAAGAGAUUGCAUUUGAGCCUGAAUUGCCUCAAGUAG
Molecule: messenger RNA, 540 nt
Organism: Cylindrotheca closterium
Lineage: Eukaryota; Bacillariophyta; Bacillariophyceae; Bacillariales; Bacillariaceae
Source: the annotation of a GenBank genome assembly